Sardina pilchardus (European sardine) is the source of this 2019-nucleotide messenger RNA. RefSeq names its product cytochrome P450 2J2-like. The record is from RefSeq and is a predicted model, not a curated record. Bases 22 to 1503 code for a protein of 493 amino acids. Gene Ontology annotation, molecular function: iron ion binding; oxidoreductase activity, acting on paired donors, with incorporation or reduction of molecular oxygen, reduced flavin or flavoprotein as one donor, and incorporation of one atom of oxygen; heme binding. The transcript is spliced from 9 exons. Gene Ontology annotation, biological process: xenobiotic metabolic process. Lineage: Eukaryota; Metazoa; Chordata; Actinopteri; Clupeiformes; Clupeidae. Gene Ontology annotation, cellular component: cytoplasm; intracellular membrane-bounded organelle.
CAGAUUUGAGAGGUUAGCAACAUGUUUCGUAUUUUAGAAUUGAUUGGCAUCAAGAGCUGCUUGCUCUUUCUCUUCCUCGUCUUGCUGGUGUACUACAUCAGAACCAGACCACCGAAGAAUUUCCCCCCUGGGCCAUGGGCAUUACCCUUUAUUGGAGACUGGCAUCACAUGGACUUCAGCAGAGUCCAUCUCCAGUUUGCUGAGUUUGCUGAAAAAUAUGGCCGCAUUUUCAGUGUUCAAUUUUUUGGACCAAGGGCUGUUGUUCUCAAUGGAAACAAGUUAGUGAGACAAGCAUUUGUCCACCAAGGAGAAGACUUCCUUGACCGGCCAUACUUGCCAAUGUCUGCUGAUGUUAUAGGAGACAAAGGGCUUAUUAUGUCUAAUGGGUAUGCUUGGAAGGAACAGAGAAAGUUUGCUCUUCACACCCUGAAGAAAUUUGGAUUUGGCAACAGAAGCCUUGAGCCCUCUAUUCUUCAAGAAUGCAGACAUCUAAAUGAAGCAAUCGCUAAUGAGCAAGGUAAAGCCUUUGACCCCCACUGGCUAAUUAACAACGCUGUGUCCAACAUCAUCUGCAUGCUGGUGUUUGGGGAGCGCUUUGAGUACUCCAAUGAUGACUUCCAGUCUCUCCUGAAGACCAUCAACGAGAUCUUCCUCCUACAGGGAGGACCCUGGCCCCAGUUGUACAACAUGUUUCCAUGGAUAAUGCGCAGAGUGCCUGGCCCACACAGGAAACUAAUUACGCUUUUGAAUGGAGUGAUUGCCUUUGUCAGGCAAAAGAUAGAGGACCAUAGAGUGGACCUUGACCCUUCAAACCUUCGGGACUACAUUGAUUGUUUCCUUGACGAAAUGGAAAAGUGGAAGGAUGACGAAGCAGCAGGCUAUGAUAAGGAGAACUUGUGCUACUGCACACUGGACCUGUUUGUAGCAGGCACCGAGACCACAUCCACCACCUUGUACUGGGGGCUCCUGUACAUGAUCAAGUACCCGGAGAUACAGCGGAAGGUUCAAGAAGAGCUAGACCGAGUGGUUGGAUCUUCACGACAGCCCUCCUUGGCCGACAGGGAGAACUUGCCUUACACUGACGCUGUGCUCCACGAGACCCAGAGGUUUGGGAACGUCCUGCCUUUAAAUCUGCCCAGAAGUGCCACCAAAGACGUUCAAGUUGGCCACUUCAGCAUUCCCAAGGGCACGAUGAUGGUGGGCAGCUUGACCUCUGUCAUGUUUGAUGAGACGGAAUGGGAGACGCCUCACACCUUCAACCCAGAACACUUCCUGGAUGCAGAGGGGAAGUUCAGGAGGAGGGAGGCCUUCGUCCCUUUCUCUAUAGGGAAGAGGGUGUGCCUGGGAGAGCAGCUGGCCAGGAUGAACCUCUUCCUCUUCUUCGCCUCGCUGCUCCAGCGGUUCUCUUUCUCAUUGCCAGGGGGAGUAAAACCCAACCUGGAGUUUCGACUUGGAUUCACUCUCAGUCCUAAGCCUGUUCGUCUCUGUGCUGUUCCUCGCUGAGAGGCAUAGGCUUUCUUUAAAAUGCUGUGCUUCUCUUUAAAGCUGUCUGAGGAAGGGCAGUGUGUCCCGAAACGUCACACGUGGUGAAUAAAAGAAAAAAGAUUGGAGCUUUAGUGUGCGGACUUUUCUGUCCUUUUUUCUCUUUAAAGCUGACCUGUAUUUUUAUGAAUCUAGAUUGUAAUUGAGUUGACUAUACACAUGGUGCUAGUGCUUGCAGAUGCACAAACCAACUUUACUUUAGACAAGUGGCGUAAUUCAGUGAAGCCUGAAGUGGUAUGUUAUUUAUGUAAUAAGAUGAAACAUGGAAUGGGAAUUCACACAAUAAGGAAGGCGUCUGCUUGAUAACCCCAGUGAAAUGCUCCCAAAGGAUAUUCUGUUAGCAAUGUUCUUUUAAUGAAAGUUGCUCAGUUGGUGAUUUUGUUCAGCAUUAGGUGAGUUCAUUAAUUUAACUCUCUUGUGUAUAUCCAAACUAUAUCUUAAAAUUGAGUUGCACAUUGAAUUACCUCUGUGUUUGAA